AUGGCUAGUGCUAUGUGUGGUCUGGAGUGUGCGAGUUUGUUGGGGAGGGUCAGGGAAGAAUUAGAGAGGGCCACGUUGGAGAACCUGAGAUUAAAGGAAGAGUUGGCGGGAAUGAACUUAAAGGGAGAGAUGACGAGAAUAGAGGAAGAGGCAAGACAAGGAAAGCCCGUGUCUGAUGAUAACUCAGACGAGUGGAAGGUUUCUCCUCCCACCUCCCCUCUCCCUCCCACCCCCUAUCUCCCUCUCCCACCUCCCACCCCACCCCCUCCCUCCCACACUCCCCUACCUCUCCCUCCCACCACUCCUCUCCUCCCACCUCCCCCCCUCCCCUCCCACCUACCUCCCACCACCUCCCCACCCACCCCUCUCCCUCCCUUUCCCCCUCUCCCUCCCUCCUCCCACCCCACCUCCCUCCCACCACCCCCACCCUCUCCCCUCCCACCUCCACCCCUACCCUCCCCUCCACCCACCCCCCCACCCUACCCUCUCCCUCCCCCGCCACCCCUCCCUCCCCCUCCCACCUCCCCUCCCUCCACCUCCCAUACCCCUACCCUCUCCUCCCACCGCCACCCCUACCCUCCUCCACCGCCACCUACCUCUCCUCCACCUCCCCCCUACCCCUCUCCCUCCACCACCCCUCCUCCACCGCCACCCUCUCCUCCUCCCACCCCUCCCCCUUCCCCUCCACCACCCCUACCUCUCCCUCCCACCUCCCCCUCUCCCUCCCACCACCCACCUACCCCUCCACCUCCCCUACCACCCUCCCUCCCUCCUCCACCUCCCUCUCCACCUCCUCUCCCUCCACCUCCA
Homarus americanus (American lobster) is the source of this 810-nucleotide messenger RNA. Its product is annotated as vegetative cell wall protein gp1-like. The annotation marks the transcript as partial. Lineage: Eukaryota; Metazoa; Arthropoda; Malacostraca; Decapoda; Nephropidae. The record is from RefSeq and is a predicted model, not a curated record. The transcript is spliced from 5 exons.